AUGAGGCUGCUUCUCUCUCACGCGCCCCGGCAUCUUGGCCAACUGGGCUCUACUCGGUCCACAACCGCUUUGUAUUCUGCGAGGUGCCUCUCUUCAACAAAGUCUACUGAAGGCAGCCGAGCCCUUCCACUAGCUGGGGUCACGGUAGUUAGUCUGGAGCAAGCCAUCGCUGCACCAUUCUGCACCAGGCAACUUGCCGAUCUUGGAGCGCGAGUCAUCAAGGUUGAGCGGCCCGGCGUGGGCGAUUUUGCUCGCCAGUAUGAUACUCGAGUUGAGGGACUCGCGUCACAUUUUGUCUGGACCAAUCGUUCCAAGGAGAGUCUAGCACUUGAUCUCAAGCAGAAACGCGAUCAUGCCGUCUUGAUGAAGCUACUCGAAAAGGCCGAUGUCCUUGUUCAGAACCUGGCUCCGGGAGCCAGCGCACGGCUCGGUCUCUCUUAUGAUUCAUUACGAGAGAAACAUCCAGGUCUGAUUGUCUGUGAUAUCUCUGGAUACGGGCAAGAUGGCCCAUACCGCGACAAGAAAGCCUACGACCUUCUGAUCCAGAGUGAGGCGGGUAUGCUGUCUGUAACAGGCACUGGGAAAGAGCCCGUGAAAGUUGGCAUUUCCAUUGCGGAUAUUUCGGCUGGAAUGUACGCGUACAGCAAUAUUCUCUCGGCACUUCUUCAGCGUGGAAAGGAUGGCCGAGGCUGCCGCAUUGACAUUUCCAUGCUAGAAUGCAUGGUCGAAUGGAUGGGUUUCCCCAUGUACUAUGCAUUCAAUAAUGCUCCUGGACCGGUGCCCGCGGGUGCCUCUCAUGCGGCUAUUUACCCAUACGGACCCUUCGAAACUGGCGACAACCAAUCCGUCAUGCUGGGGAUACAGAACGAGCGAGAGUGGGCCAACUUCUGCAAUGGAGUUCUUGCCCUGCCUGACCUAGCGGCCGAUCCGCGGUUUGUGGAUAACUCGCAACGAACCAAAAACAGAGAUGAGUUGAAGUCUAUCAUCCACGAUGUCUUCUCGAAAUUCACAGUGGAUGAAAUCAUCACCAGGUUGGACCAGGCUUCCAUUGCCAAUGCCAGUGUGAACGAUAUGCAGAAUGUUUGGGACCACGCUCAACUUCGAGCGCGCGACCGGUGGACCACGGUACAAACCCCUGCUGGUGUCAUUCCAGCUCUGUUACCUCCUGGGUUCACCAACUCACCUGACAAGGGAGGACACGGCGCUCAAAUGGGCUCUGUUCCAGAAGUUGGUGAGCAUAACGAGGCGAUAAUUGCGGAGCUGGGUCUGUCAAAUUGA
Penicillium brevicompactum is the source of this 1278-nucleotide messenger RNA. RefSeq names its product CaiB/BaiF CoA transferase family protein. The transcript has a single exon. Gene Ontology annotation, molecular function: catalytic activity. The record is from RefSeq and is a predicted model, not a curated record. The coding region runs from base 1 to 1278 and encodes 425 amino acids. NCBI's taxonomy places the organism in Eukaryota, Fungi, Ascomycota, Eurotiomycetes, Eurotiales, Aspergillaceae.